AUGGCACCCACCCACAACCUCUUCCGCGCGGCGCGGCCCGCGUUCCGCAACAGCAGCCAGUUCUUCCGGUCGAACCUGCGCCCUAACAACACGUCCAAGCGGUGGCAGUCGUCGUCAUCGUCGUCGUCGACAGCUGGCGCCGCGCCCGAGUCGUUUGCGAAGCGCAUGUGGAACAGCCCCAUCGGCGUCAAGACGGUGCACUUCUGGGCACCCGUGAUGAAAUGGGCGCUGGUGCUCGCGGGCGUCUCCGACUUUGCGCGCCCCGCCGAGAAGCUCUCGCUGACGCAGAACGUGGCCCUGACCCUGACGGGCCUGAUCUGGACCCGCUGGUGCUUGAUCAUCAAGCCCAAGAACUACCUCCUCGCCGCCGUCAACUUCUUCCUCGGCCUCGUCGGCGUCGUGCAGGUCAGCCGCAUCGUCAUGUGGCAGCAGUCACAAAAGACCCUCCCGGCCAAGCUGGAGGAGGCGGUCAAGCAGUAG
Lasiosphaeria miniovina is the source of this 480-nucleotide messenger RNA. RefSeq lists its product as uncharacterized. Gene Ontology annotation, molecular function: pyruvate transmembrane transporter activity. Bases 1 to 480 code for a protein of 159 amino acids. Gene Ontology annotation, cellular component: mitochondrial inner membrane. Lineage: Eukaryota; Fungi; Ascomycota; Sordariomycetes; Sordariales; Lasiosphaeriaceae. The transcript is spliced from 3 exons. Gene Ontology annotation, biological process: pyruvate import into mitochondria. The record is from RefSeq and is a predicted model, not a curated record.